AUGGGUUGUUCAGAGGGAGAUCUGGACCAGAUGCACUGGGCGGAGGAAUACCCCGCUUGCGGCGGAAAAAAGCAAUCCCCAAUUGACAUCCAGCGGAGAAGUGUGCGGCACAACCCCCGCAUGUUGCACCUGUUGCUUUCGGGCUACGAGGAGCAAAGUGGCAACUUCCUUAUGACCAACAACGGGCAUUCAGUCCAAAUUGACCUGCCCCCCACCAUGUUCAUCAGGAAGGGGCUCGUGGGGCGCUACACGGCCGUCCAGAUGCACCUGCACUGGGGGGGCUGGGACCUGGAGGCCAGCGGGGCGGAGCACACCCUGGACGGCAUCCGCUACAUGGCUGAGCUGCAUGUCGUCCAUUACAAUUCUGACAAGUACAGCAGCUUCGCUGAGGCCAAGGCUAAGCCUGACGGACUGGCAGUGCUGGCGUUCUUCUACGAGGAUGGGCAUUUUGAGAACACUUACUACAGCGAUUUCAUCUCCAACCUGGCCAAUGUCAAGUACGCAGGGCAGUCCAUGACCCUCACCACUCUAAAUGUGCGCUCCAUGCUUCCUGAGAACCUGUCCCAAUUCUUCAGGUAUCAGGGCUCGCUGACCACGCCCCCGUGCUAUGAGAGCAUCAUAUGGACCGUGUUCGACACCCCGAUCACGCUCUCCCACAACCAGAUCAGAAAGCUGGAGAGCACCCUGAUGGACCACGAGAACAAGACCCUGUGGAACGACUACCGUAUUGCUCAGCCGCUGAACGACCGCGUGGUCGAGUCCUCCUUCCUGCCACGACUCGGCAAAGGCACUUUCUGUAGGCAGGAAGAAAUCGAGUCCAAGUUGUCGAAGAUUGAGGGUCUGGUCACAAACCUGGGCAAACGCAUCCCUUCAGGUGAGGGCGGGGAUGGCAGGUCACCUAGAAAAGGCCCUCGCGUCAUCUCCCCGCUGGUGCUGCACUUCACCGAGAGGACCAUGGAGAGCUACGUAAAAGUGCACCAGGGACCCUCCAUGGCCCUCCGCUCUUUCACCGUCUGCAUGCACAUCCGCACCCAGCCCGGGGCGGUCCACACCGUGCUGUCCUACUCCACCGCCGGCCACGACAACGAGCUGACCGUCACCGUGGGCUACGAGGUGGGCCUGUGGAUCGGCAACGAGUUCGUCAACUUCCCCCACAGCCUCCGCUCCCGCGACUGGGGCAACUACUGCCUGACCUGGGCGUCCCACUCCGGAGGGGCGGAGCUCUGGAUCAACGGCAUGGUGGGGGAGGAGCAGUACCUGCGCAGCCACUACGAGCUGCAGCCGGGCGGGACCCUGAUCCUGGGGAAGGACCAGGACGGCUUCCUGGGCAUCUCCGACUCGGACGCCUUCGUGGGCCAGAUGACGGACGUGAACCUGUGGGACUACGUGCUCGGUUCCUCCGAGAUCCGGGACCAGAUGUCCUGCGGGAACAACAUCCUGAGGGGCAACGUGCUCACCUGGGGGGUGACCCACCUCAGCGUCUACGGAGGGGUGCGGCUCGAGGCCGAACACAGGUGCCCCUGAGGACAGCCCCCCCGGACCUACCCACACCCCGAACCCCAAUGCUCGCAAAUCACUGCUGUCAUCAUACCUGCAAUGUAACACAGUGCUUCACAGCUCGCCAAGAGGCCACAAUAUUGAACUCCAUCAGAAAAAGGCUCAAAGAUGUUAUAAAUCCAAUCAAUCCAGUGAAAAUAUUAAAAAUAUCAAGUACAUACACCCAAAAUAAACAAUGAAGCUUGUAAUUACAUAUGAUGAUUUACCAAGAAAACAAACGUACAUCUAUUAUUAAGCAUGUCAUCUUAGCACAUGUCAUUUACAUAAGUGGCAAUAUGAUUCAUGUUAUCACAAGGCAGGCAAUCAUAAGAUAAACUAUGGGCUCCAUACUGAAGAACUAACCAUGAUCCACAGCUUUGUCUUAUUCAUAUCUGUUUAUCAAAUAUUACACAGCUAGGCAUAUGUCCUCAAUUGAUGUUUACAUAUUUAUGCUAUACUGUACGGCUCAACUUUAAAGACAAACCGUGGAAAGCAGGGAUGACAGUAAGCCAGAUAUAGGCCUACUUUCUGUCAACACAUGAAGGGCUGUACUCAUUUGUUUCUUUCAAUAAAAUCAA
Molecule: messenger RNA, 2114 nt
Organism: Conger conger (European conger)
Lineage: Eukaryota; Metazoa; Chordata; Actinopteri; Anguilliformes; Congridae
Product: carbonic anhydrase 6-like
Exons: 9
Coding region: 1-1524 (507 amino acids)
Molecular function (GO): zinc ion binding; carbonate dehydratase activity
Source: RefSeq, a predicted model, not a curated record